Molecule: messenger RNA, 1810 nt
Organism: Anguilla anguilla (European eel)
Lineage: Eukaryota; Metazoa; Chordata; Actinopteri; Anguilliformes; Anguillidae
Gene: aqp7
Product: aquaporin 7
Exons: 6
Coding region: 292-1200 (302 amino acids)
Biological process (GO): water transport; glycerol transmembrane transport
Cellular component (GO): basolateral plasma membrane; plasma membrane
Molecular function (GO): urea transmembrane transporter activity; water channel activity; glycerol channel activity
Source: RefSeq, a predicted model, not a curated record
AGAGGGGACUGACAAAGAGAGAGAGAGAGAGAGAGAGAGAAAGAACGAGCUGAACUCAGCAGCAUAUCAUCUGCUCCUGUGUACACUGCUCGGACAAGUUCUUCGAGGAGUUCUUAGCGUAACCUUGACGACCAAUAAAAAGUUUGAAGAAGCGAGAGAGAGAGUGUGUGUGUGUGUGUGUGAGAGAGAGAGAGAGAGAGUGAGAGAGUGUGUGUGUGCGAGAAAGAGAGAGGGGGAAAGAGGCGAGAGAGUGUGUGUGAGAGAGAGAGAGAGAGAGAGAGAGAGGGGGGAAUGAAGGACACGCUGAACUCAGGGAAGGACGGUCAGGCUGGGGGAGGAAGAAUGCCUUUCGCUUUUCGGAUUAGAAACGAGUGCUUCCGCUCGGCGCUGGCAGAAACGCUCAGCACCUAUGUGAUGAUGACGUUCGGCCUGGGCACGGUGGCGCAGGUGGUGACGGGGGACGGGCUGUUCGGACGUUACCUGAGCAUCAACCUGGGCUUCGGGCUGGGAGUGGCCAUGGGAGUGCACAUCGCCGGAAAGGUCUCAGGUGCCCACAUGAACGCCGCCGUCUCCUUCACCAUGUGCCUGUUCGGCCGGCUCGCCUGGAGGAUGUUCCCCGUCUACGUCGCCGCGCAGAUGCUGGGCUCCUUCAUGGCGGCCGGCACCGUCUUCUCGCUGUACUACGACGCCAUGCUGAAUUACUGCGGGGGCAACUUCACCGUCGCUGGCCCCCGGGCCACCGCUGGGAUCUUCGCCACCUACCCCGCCCCCUACCUGUCCUUACCUGGGGGCUUCCUGGACCAGGUGCUGGGGACGGCCAUGCUGCUCCUGUGCCUCAUGGCACUGUCGGACCAGCGGAACCAGCCGGCGCAGGCGGGGUCCGAGCCCCUGGCGGUGGGCCUGCUGGUUCUGCUCCUCGGCGUCUCCAUGGGGAGCAACAGCGGCUACGCCAUCAACCCGUCCCGCGACCUGCCCCCCCGAAUAUUCACCGCCCUGGCCGGCUGGGGCCCGGAGGUCUUCAGGGCAGGGCAGAACUGGUGGUGGGUGCCCCUGCUGGCACCCCUGAUUGGCGGUGUAAUGGGGGCCGGGAUCUACAAGCUGUUCGUGGAGCUGCAUCACCCCGCCCCUCCCCGGAUCUAUGGGGCCCAGCCCAGAGAGGCGGAGCUUGAGAAGAGCGCCACGUCAGAGCUGUGCGUGUGAGCCAGGCCUAGCCCCACCCCCCGCCUGGAAGUGUGGGCGGAGCCAGGAGAGGAAACAUGAGCAGAGCAAGGAGAGGAAACAUGGGAGGAGCCCAGAUAUAAUAUGUGGGCAGGGGCAGGACAUGACGUGUGGGCGGGGCCAGGACAUGCUAUGUGGGCGGAGCCAGGAGGUGCAGGCUCCGCCCCCUCGUGUGUGAUUGCUGCAUUGCUUGCUUCGUGAGACUGCGCUACCACCAUCUGCGUCUGCGCAGUGACUGCGAUGCAGACGCAGGGAGGCUGUGUGGGGCGGCGGUCGUGGUGGUUGCAACCUUUCACUGAAGCUCCUGCACUCUGCCAAACCCCCUCCUCUAAAACCCCCCCGCUCAACUUAACCCGGCUCAGUGCCUGUAAGACCCUAUAGUUAGACAAAAAAAAAACUGGAAGUUUUUAUAAUAAAUAACUAUCAAAUGAAGGAGGUAGAGAAGGAUGGACAGUGGUGGCAAAACUUCUGCACACUAACAGUUUCCUGGAAGGCAUGGCUUUGAUCGUAGACUUAAUUUGGAAUUUCUGUGCCCCCUGGAAAACAUCUGUGCCUCCAUUCAGUGUUCCGUUAAACUGGGUUCGGUGUGGAU